GCACCGUAAACAUAACCUUACAUUCUGACGGGAGCCCCGUUGCAAGUACUCCUAGCUUCUGCUUUUCGAUAUGGAUUUGAAAAAUGUUGAGUUUAUGACUCAACAAUGAUAGCACACAGCUCUAUCAUAGAAAAAUUGCUGCUGUGGCAAUCAAAAUGGACAUAUCUGCUUGAAGGAAUGAUUGUCUGAGAUUUGUUGUAAAACUGCUCAAUGAUAACUUAACUCUUAAAGGGCAUACCACAUCAAUUAGAUUUAAACAUGGAGUCGUCGUCCCAGAACUACCAUGGAAAGAAGCCCACUAAUAAGACUCAAAAAUUUGGCAAUCAGCGUAAGAAAGAAUCAAGUGGCUCAUCAGUCGGAAAACAGCCAGUUCUAAAACAAUUAAAUAUGUACAAGAAUGAAUCUCAUGAUACAGAAUGUUUGCUAUGCAAUGAAUGCUUUCUUCUCCCUGAAAAUGCUGAUAUUUACCUCUCCCACCUUCUCUGCUCACAUCACCUAGUUAUUGCAGAUACUCACUGCAUAGCUGAUUUCAAAGGAUAUGUUGAUUACUGGCGCACAAGACUAGCCUCAGUGUGUUUGACAGACAUUUGCUCUGUUAUGCACGCACCAGUCAAAGAAGCAGGGGCAAAUCCUCAUGUUGAAGGAGAAGAACAAGAGUUUUUUCUUCUCUCCGAUGUGCUCCCAGAGGACCGUCUCCUUCGCCAAGGCCUUCAACAGAAAAGACUGGAAUGGGUUCUUCAGCAGCAGCAAUUUGAAAGAGAUGACACAAGUUUUAAGAGGGGCUGCCUGAUUUGUCGGACAGAGCUUACUGGAACAAGAGCUGGCUACUUGCAACACCUCAAUUCAGCACAUAAUUUACAAAUAGGAAGAACAGCUAAUCUUGUAUUCAUAGAUGAGUUAAUUGACCAAAUUGAUCAAUAUUUGAACAAAUUUCAAUGCAUCUACUGUGAAAAGUUCUUCCCAGAUCGACUUAUUUUGCGAGAACACAUGCGGAAAAAAAUGCAUAAACGAAUCAAUCCCAGUAACCAGUUGUUUGAUCAGUACUAUGCUGUAAAUUACCUUGAGAUGGGAAAGAACUGGCAGCAAGUAGCUGAUGAGAAGGAAGAGCCAGACCAAAGUGGCUACACAUCUGGCAGUGAAGCAGCUGAUGGAGAUGUUGCCGACUGGGGCGACUGGAAUGAAACAACCGCUAUGUCCAUAACUUGUCUCUUCUGUGACUCAAAAUUUGAACAAUGGGAACCAACCUUACAGCAUUUAAAGAAUAAUCAUAAGUUUGAUUUUGCUUCUCUUGUUAGUCACAUGGAUUUUUAUCAGAAGGUAAAGUUAGUCAAUUACAUCAGGAAUCAGGUGGAGAAGAAUACUUGUAUUGUUUGUGAGGAAAUAUGUGACUGUCAAGAUGUUUUACUAAAGCAUAUGGAAGAGAAAGACCAUAAUGACCUGCCAAACAAAGACUUGUGGGAUCGUGCUGAGUAUUACUUCCCUACUGAAGAGGAUGAUGGAUUUCUAUGCCAGCUAGAUGAUGGACGAGCAGAUGAUGAGGGAACACCGGAGUGUGUUACAGGCGAGGAACCUGAUCCUCAGCUUUGUGAGGCAAUUGUUGGAGGACAUUUAUCAGAGGUCAUAGAACUAAGAGCUGAGCUGAACAAACCUGUGUCUGCAGACAUUACAGAAAAUUCUGCUAACCCAGCUCCUUCGACAAAAUCAGCACAUCAUGUCACAUUUAAAGAUAUUGAAUAAUGCUGAUGACACCCAACGUCCUCUUCAUGUGGUUGUUGAACUCAAUUAGAAUACGAAGGAAAAAAUAGGUUGAUUCGUUAUAUAAGUUGGAACUAAGUGAUGUUUGGUUUAUUCAUUAUACAAUAAUUUUUGGUUAAAAAGAGGUAGGUAACUCUUAUACAUGAAUUGGUCCAAGUGCUCCCUUUCAGGGACAAUCCUCGUGUGCAAUACUGAAUAUUUAUUUGAAUGUUAAAGUGAAGAUAAAUGAUAAAUUAAAUGGUUUGUAAAUACUCUAACAAA
Messenger RNA from Frankliniella occidentalis (western flower thrips), 2016 nucleotides. Its product is annotated as zinc finger protein 277. Bases 259 to 1737 code for a protein of 492 amino acids. Lineage: Eukaryota; Metazoa; Arthropoda; Insecta; Thysanoptera; Thripidae. The record is from RefSeq and is a predicted model, not a curated record. The transcript has 8 exons.